UCAAUACAGUUGUGCAAUGUUGACAGCUGAUCGAAUUGAACUAGUGUUACGCCCCAACUAUUUGCUGUUUUUUCGUUCAUUGUGGAAACAAGUAAGGCGGCCGCACGGUUCACAAGUAAUACAGAAUAAUGCCUCAACGCAAAUCACCAGGAAGUCUGCAUAAUGUGUGUCUACAAUUCAUUGCCAAGAAUGUGACUUACUGGACUGAACACUAUGAAGAGUAUCACCUAGGGCAAGCAGUAUAUCGCUUUGUUCUUGGACCAUUCAAUCAACUUAACUCUCAACUUUCUGAAGAUCUGCUUGCAAUUCUCGUCAAGCACCAACGACUAAGCCGAUCAGCUCUCCAUCUCCUGCUGUAUGGGGGCGCACUUCGUCAAUUGGAUCUGAGCAGUUGUAACCGCAUCGUUAAUGAUGAAGUCAUUGGAAUCGUUGCGUCUUCAUGUAAGAUGCUUCAGGCAUUAGACUUGUCUUACUGCAAGCGCGUUACAUCAGCAGGGUUUGUUGCCAUAGCAACCCGUCUUCCUCAACUCUCCACCUUGAAUGCCACAAAGACAAACCUCCGCGGCUCAGCUGCUCAGGGUAUAUUCAAGCAUUGCUUCGGACUGAGGGAUCUCUCGUUGAAACAUUGUCUGGUCAGUGACCAGGACGUCAUGGUACUGUGCCAGGUCGCUUCAUCAGGCCAUUCAAAGACUCAGUUGAAGCGGUUGGAUAUUUCCUAUACAUUAAUCACCGAGAAGGGAGCACGUGCAGUACUUGAAGGCAUUCCACAGUUGCAGGUGUUAGAAUACCCAAGUCUACUAACUAGCUUAUAUGAUAACCCUGAACCAGACAAUGCGGAUUCUGUCUUGCAACAUUCAAAGUGCUACAAACUACGAUCAAUACAGUGCCAGGAUUAUAUGUCGGUCUCUAAUGGCAUGCUCCAAGCUAUCCCUGACCUUUGCCCCCAGGUGACCCAGCUUGACCUCAGGUUUGCCUGCGGUUUCGACAGUGAAGGUUUAGGUCAUCUGACGCAAUUGAAAAACCUGAAAGAUCUUCAGCUUUGUUGUGAAGAGAGUGAGGAUAUCACUUUUGCCAGCGGCAUCCUGCCAGUCCUGCUGGAGAUUGGUCAGAAUUUAAAAGUUCUAUCUCUUCAAGACAUCGAUGGGCUGGAUCCAGUGGCGGUAUGUCAACUCUGCCCCAAUCUCAGGAAACUUUUUCUUCUAAUGAUGACAGAGGGGAAAGUGUUCGGUUCGGUCCCAGGAAUUCCCAACAAUAACGGUCUUCAAGCCAUGACGGGUUUAAUCCAGUUGGAUUUCUGGUGUCAGAAUGGCGACUUAUCCCUAUCGGAGGAGGCCUUGGGUCAGGUAUUGUCAAACAGUGUCGCAGUGCAGACCUUGGGACUAAUCAGAAUUGAUACGUUCACAGAUAACGUCUUGUGGGACGUUCUAAAGAAAAAUAACUUUACGAACCUCAAGCAGCUAUCAAUACAUGAAUGUCAUUGCAUCACGCAGGAAACACUGUCUGAGCUACUUCUCAGCUCUGGUAACCAGUUGGAGUUUGUCAAACUUAUCAACUGCGUUCAGAUUUCUCGUAGAGACUACGAGACGUGGGAAAGGAUUGCCAAGAGAGAAAAUUUCAACUUGAAGUUAGAAUGGACAUGAUAGAAGUAGCUGAACAAAAUGGGUUUGUCCAAACAUGUCCAAAGAGAACGUGCAAACUUUAAUAUCAGCCUUUGUUAAUUGAUUGCUUUCUGAACGCCUAUGCACCUGUAGAGCCCAAACUUGCUGAAGUAAUUGUGGAGUUUAUCCGUCUUUUUUCAUGGUAAAAAGACAAUGGCCAAAGCAAAGAAAAGUAAGAAAUAAUGCCAGCCGGAGCACAGAGGAUCAUCCAAAAGAUUUCAACAUAAAUAUAAAAUAAUGAUAAAAACUUAAAGCAAAAUAUAUAAAAUGAGGCUUAAAUUUGCAGUGCCCGGUACAAGGCAGUAGGGGCUUGAUUGCCUAAUACCCACUUCACAGGCAAGUUGCCCCCUUCACGGGCGUGUCGCCCCCUUCACGGGCGUGUCACCCCCUUCACGGGCGUGUCGUCUCUUCACGGGCGUGUCGCCUGCUUUGCAGACGAUCCCUAAACCUAAACUGAACCGUUUAUGCACUCCUUUUUGUUUCGCACGUUAUUUAUUAACUUGUUUCACACAGACCUGGAGUAUUUUACUGACUUACAUGUAAAGAUUUUCAUAAAUUCAUGAGCAUUUUGACCCUAUUAUCUUUUGUGAAAGCUAACAAUUCACUUAUAUUUUAUUGCAAUCAUGCACUAGAAUGUUUGUGUUUUACACUGCACUUUAAUUAAUUUGAGUAAAUUUAGGAAUAAUUUUUUAAUUGUAUAUUGAAAUGGGGUUUUCGUUCGGGGAAAUUUCCAGCUUUUUUUUUGGGGGGGGUGUUUU
Molecule: messenger RNA, 2416 nt
Organism: Patiria miniata (bat star)
Lineage: Eukaryota; Metazoa; Echinodermata; Asteroidea; Valvatida; Asterinidae
Product: EIN3-binding F-box protein 2-like
Exons: 4
Coding region: 129-1640 (503 amino acids)
Biological process (GO): SCF-dependent proteasomal ubiquitin-dependent protein catabolic process
Cellular component (GO): SCF ubiquitin ligase complex
Molecular function (GO): protein binding
Source: RefSeq, a predicted model, not a curated record